UGUCAAUAGCUGUUUGUUCACCUUCCCACUCUGCAAAUUUCUCUGUUCCCACAAACAAUUAUUCCCCUUCUGUGAGGAUAAAAACCUAUCCGCAAUCUCAGAUUCCUUUCACCCUCAGUCAAAAUUACAGUCCCACUGAUUCUCAGCAAGGUCCAAACUAGAGCUUACAACAGCACCAUGUGUCCUGUAGCUUAAAUUUAUGCACUCUGGCAUUUCAGAGUCUAAUGUACGUGAACUCUUAGUUGUCUCUGGUCCACAUUAGAGGUGCUCUCAAUGUAUUUUGAUACUUCCUCAACCCAGAUGAUCAUAGUCAAGGUUGUCUCAGGUUGUGAGACAUUAUAAACUGAGAAAUAUCAUUCAUGUUCAGCUUCACACAAUUCUCUACGUGCAUUUCGUCUCCUUUGAGCUAUGAAAUGCUGAUGUCACACUGAGAGAAGGAGUUUGACGUGCGUAGGGCGUGUACGUGAGCAUGCGUGUGCUGAUGUCGCCGAGCCAUUCAGUGAGUGACACAUUGAACUGCAGUCAGGAAUGCUGUGAAUCCUGUGAGAAGAGGAAAAGGCAAAAAAAAGUCAAUGGCAGAGGGAGGAGAGAGAAAGGGAGACGGACAGACAGACAGACAGAUAGAAAGAGGACAAACCAGUGUGGCAGGUUUGAGUCACUGUACGCAGUCCAUCAUGCAAAGCUGAUGGAAAGAGAAGAGGACAGAGGAAGGAGCUGAUGUCAUUACGCAGCACUGCCUUCAUGAUAAACCCCAGCGGCAACACAGGGUGUAGGACAAACAGAGAAAUGCCUCCUGGAAAAGCUGUUCACUGAGGUCGGGCUGGAACCGAAGACUCCUGGCGACAAAAGAGAAGAGACGGCAAGAAGAUGAGUCCAGAGGAGUCGUCGAUUCUAGCCCCAGGAGAGACUCAUCGGGAGCGUCGCUGAAAUAUCAAAGCUUAAUGCAUGUGUUUCUGCUUCUAAACUUCUGUGCCAAGCUUUAUAUUUUGCCCUCAUUUAAAGCUGCAGCUUUUAAAAGGCCGGCCUCCAGAGUCCCCUGCACAGAAUCGCCUGCAUAUCAAGUUCUCCCUUCAGUUCUCUUUUUUUUUUUGGGAUUUGGCACCAGACAGGAGAUCAUUACCGUUGUUUACUCGCAGACAAUGGACUUGUCCUUUCUCCCUUCGGCCAGUGAGCAGAGGACAGGAGCCCGCUUCACUGUCCGCUCAGCGAACUCCCCCAGCUACACUCCCAGUCACGGCCGAGGUGGUAGGAACCUGCUGAGCCCUCACGAAGCCAGAGACGAAGUCAGACAUGUUACACAUGGUGCCACCAAUGGUGCAAACAAGGAGGAGCACGCACUUCUUGGGAGUCACGAGAGACGCAGCAGUGUCAGAGGUCGGUGCGAGACAAAGGAGGACUCGGACAGAUUUAGCAAACUGUACCAGAACGGCACAGCAGAGUUCGACAGGAGUGAGAACCCUGCUUUCGAGGGCGCUGGCAGGAGAGAGGGGAGGAAAUACAGCUCGCAAAGCAGAAGUAUGAGCUUGGACCGGAGAGACGGACUGCGCGCCACUGAUUCCAGCACCAGAGUCGACACAACCGUGAUGUCGGCCAAAGAAGAAAAGCUGCCUAGAGAACUGGAGAAAGAGCAGACGGGAGUUGAAAAUGUGAGGAGGGCCUACAAGGGUCAUUCCUUCCCCUCCAGGAAGAGAUCCCAGUCUGAGCACAGCAUAGUCAUAGAGAAUUCAUUCUGGCCCAAAGGACAGAGUAUAAUGGAACGGAUCGAGAAGCUCUACGGGUCUGCAGGUUAUGACAAAGCCAAGGAGGAGAGCAGGAUUAAAGGGGUCCCCACCACCACAGACCUAGCACAGCAGAAGCUGUAUAAGUGGGCAGAUGGAGGAACUUUCCCCAGGCGUUUUUCAUCAGGAGUGGGAAACGGCCUCGGUUCAGAGAAAACACCUCAAAAAGACAAAUACUUCGACAGUUCAGUUACUGCUGUGGGAUACAGGAGGUUCUCAGGGGGCCAGUGGCAGGAGCAGAUGCAGGGCAGGUAUGCAGAGGAGGGUGGAGGUUCCUGGAUGAAAGGGUCAGGGACGAGGUCACUGGACCGAGCCAGGAGCAGGAACACCUUAGCAGCUCAGCUCCGAUCAGCCAGGGCUGCAGCAGAGGUCAAAGAAGAGCCAGAGUCAAAGGGCCCAAAGGAAGAGUCACAGUCAAAGGGCCCAAAGGAAGAGUCACAGUCAAAGGGCCCAAAGGAAGAGUCACAGUCAAAGGGCCCAAAAGAAGAGCCAACAGUUUUCAAAGACCUGUUUCACCUGAGAGAGAGAAACACGAGUGGAAGUAAAGAUCAGAGCAGAUCCAACCACAAGGAAGAAAGAAACGAACCCAAGAGCAGCAACACAGAUGAAGACGUGUUCGAGUCAUAUUCAGGAAAAGUCGCGGAGAGGAACAAGUUCUCGAAGGCGCUCUCGCCUCCUUCUUCGACGAGUGUGAGGAACAAAAUCAAUCAGUUCGAAGCCCUGUCACAGAGAGUUCAGGGCUCUGUGCCCAGAAGAGCCUUCUCUGUGCCUGCACAAUGCAGCACCAGAGCUUUGGGCGGUUUGAGGGACAAAUGGGAGGGAAUGAAAGAGGCGGAGGUUCCGGGCGAUAACCCUGAAAAGAAAACUGAAGAAGCGGGAGCAAAGUUCUGGACAGAGAGGGCGUUAUCAGUGGAUGAAGGUAGACUACGACUGAGGAGGGAAGAGAAACAGAAGGAUAAUUUAGUUGGGAGGAAACACACAGGACUCAGUAGCGUUGACAGCCUCGGGGAAGAUGUCGGUAAAUAUUCCAAACUCAAGAACUCUCUGCAACUCCCUGUUGGUGAAGGCUCUCGACGGUGCCGUGAAGACCUUCAUGGGAAUAGGACGGAUCCGCCCAAAACCUCGAGCCCUCGUCACGUGACCGACGGUGCGAUGGCUCGACCGAUGGAGAAGCCGGCGGCGUCUCAGGUCACAUCUCCUGCUAGCGAUGACGACAAGACUCCUACAAACACGCCGAGCACUUCGCCCUGUCUGUCCCCUGCCACCCCAGAAAACACCCCCCCUGCAGCAAAGACCAGCGGCAGCGCCUCCGUUCAGCCUCCAGACGCAGGAUCUCCGCUGGUCCCACGUCCCCUUGCCACCUCCUCCCACAGCAGCCUCCCCGGUCUGAUGUCUGCUGAUGUCAAGAAACUCUUCCCGACGAAAAAGAAAGGGUUCCGAGACCUGGACGCUUGGGUCGCCGGAAUUAACUCGGAUAGCGUGUGGAACGAUGAAGACGACAAUAACGAGGACGAUGAUGACGAGAGCACCCAAAAAGACGAGGACUCGAACUAUGACUCGGACUCGGGGGAGUCGUCGGUGACCGUCACCAGCAACAUGAGCCAGUCGGACCGCAGGAGCUUCUGCGUCAGUCUUUCAGAACUGUGCAACUUCGCUGGGGUUGAGGACGACUGCGAGAACGACCCUGACGACUGGCAGUGUUCGGGCCGGCGCUCAGUCUCGCUGUGCUCGGACGUGUCAGCCCUGUCCUGUGUGUCGGUGAUGCCCAGCGAGGAGCUCGACAGGCUGCUGGAGGACGUCAGGAGCCUGGGUGACAACACCCUGCAGGACUAUAACGAUGUGCAGGUGGUGGUUCUCCACAAGGACAUGGGUGCCGGACUGGGCUUCAGUCUGGCAGGUGGCGUGGACCAGAACAAACCAGUCACUGUCCAUAAGGUGUUUCACUCAGGUGUAGCGGCUCAGGAAGGUUCGAUCAAGGAAGGAGACCAUGUCCUGUCAAUAAACGGGACAGCGCUGUGCGGCUACGCCCACCUGGAGGCGCUGAGAGUCCUGAGGAAGGCGAAGGCUCGUGAGAUGGCGGUGGUGGUCUUAAGGAGGGGGGACAUUAGUGGCUGCUGCAAGGGAAAAGUGCAGGGAGUCAAGCAGGGAGAGGCACAGGCUCCCUUCAUCGAGACAGGCCAACAUGUGUGUGUGUGUCUGGAGAAGAACAACAGGGAUCUGGGCUUCACGUUGGAGGGAGGUGUAGGUUCUAGUUUGGGGGACAGACCCCUUGUCGUACAGAAGAUCUUCCAAGGAGGUCCCGUUGACAAAGUGUGUCCUGGUGAUGAGGUGCUGGAUAUUGAAGGCGUGAGCACAGUAGGGAUGAGCCGCCUGGAGGCCUGGACUUUAAUUAGGAAGCUGGCCCCCGGACCGGUCAAUGUAGUGCUGCAUCGCCCUCUCAAACGCCUGGAAGCAUGAGGAUCACACACGGGGGGUCACAGCAAUGGUCAGGGAACGAUGUUGCACAAACAGCCAUUUGUGAGAGACAGAAUUUCCUGCCAUCAAUAUUAAUUUGCCAAGAAGCUAUAAAAGAACAAAGCCCUAAAGCCUAGUAACAAGCUCUGAAGCCAGGUCUUUUCUGCAGGAUUCCAUCUACCUCUGUUUUUGUCCUGGAAUGUCUGCGCCAGCCAUGGUUACAAUGCACUGAUAGUCACUGAACAGAAGCUAAUAAUGUGGUACCUAUACAAAAAAACAUGUGCUGUAAUACACUGUGAAUAUUUGCUAAAUGCUUUUACAUUUUUUUAACUUUUUAAUAAAUUCUAACAUACCGUGAUGUUACGGUUUUGUCCAGUAGAGGGAAGUAGAGAGACAUUUUUCUGUGUGUGUGUGUGUGUGUGUGUGUGUGUGUGUGUGUGUGUGAGUGUGUGUGUGUGUGUGUGUGUGAGUGUGUGUGUGAGUGUGUGUGUGAGUGUGUGUGUGUGUGUGUGUGUGUGUGUGUG
Betta splendens (Siamese fighting fish) is the source of this 4756-nucleotide messenger RNA. RefSeq lists its product as uncharacterized. The transcript is spliced from 7 exons. The coding region runs from base 942 to 4235 and encodes 1097 amino acids. Gene Ontology annotation, biological process: induction of positive chemotaxis; leukocyte chemotaxis. Gene Ontology annotation, molecular function: cytokine activity; CD4 receptor binding. The record is from RefSeq and is a predicted model, not a curated record. Lineage: Eukaryota; Metazoa; Chordata; Actinopteri; Anabantiformes; Osphronemidae.